Molecule: messenger RNA, 9042 nt
Organism: Phasianus colchicus (ring-necked pheasant)
Lineage: Eukaryota; Metazoa; Chordata; Aves; Galliformes; Phasianidae
Gene: MINDY2
Product: MINDY lysine 48 deubiquitinase 2
Biological process (GO): protein K48-linked deubiquitination
Cellular component (GO): cytosol; cell periphery
Molecular function (GO): cysteine-type carboxypeptidase activity; cysteine-type deubiquitinase activity; K48-linked deubiquitinase activity
Source: RefSeq, a predicted model, not a curated record
CGGCGGGGCGGAGCCGCCGCCGCUGUCAUGGCGUCUCGGGAUCCGUCGGCGGAGAUUCGGCCGCCGCGGUGCCACUAGAGCGCGGAGCAGCCGGGCGGCCGCCGGUCCGGGCAUGGAGAGCCUGGCGCAGCCCCCGCCGCCUCCGGGCCCGCUGAAGAGCGGCGGCGGGGGCGCCGCCGAGCGGCUCCUCCCAGGAGAGGCGGCGGCCGGCGGCUGCCGGGACGGGCCCGCCGAGGAGGGCGGCGGGCGACGCAGCCCGUCCCCUCCGCCGGCCCCCGCGGCCCCUCGGGAGGCGGCUCCCCCGCGGGGCGCCGAGAGCGCGGGGCCGACGCUCCCGGAGAGCCCCGGGGCGGCGCCGGGUUCGGAGAGCGGCACGGCGGGGGCCGGCUCCGGGAGCAGCGGGGCCGCCAGCCCCCCGGGGGAGGAGUCCCGCAGCCUGGACUCGCUGGAGUCGUUCUCCAACCUGCACUCCUGCUGCCCCAGCGGCUCCGAACUCAACAGCGACGCCGAGGAGGCGGUGGAGGCCGCCCCGGGGGGCCCGGCCCCGCAGCACGAUGCGGACAGGCCCGCUGCGGGCGCGCAGCUCCUCGCCGCCUCCAAGGAGCGCUUCCCGGGGCAGUCGGUGUACCACAUCAAGUGGGUGCGCUGGAAGGAGGAGAACACGCCCGUCAUCACGCAGAACGAGAACGGCCCCUGCCCCUUGCUGGCCAUCAUGAACGUGCUGCUGCUGGCCUGGAAGGUUAAACUGCCACCAAUGAUGGAAAUCAUAACGGCUGAACAGCUGAUGGAAUAUUUAGGAGAUUAUAUUCUUGAUGCAAAACCCAAAGAGAUAUCUGAAAUUCAGCGUCUAAAUUAUGAGCAGAAUAUGAGUGAUGCAAUGGCGAUUCUGCAUAAGUUACAGACAGGUCUGGAUGUCAAUGUGAAGUUUACAGGUGUACGAGUGUUUGAAUACACACCGGAAUGCAUAGUGUUUGACCUUCUUGACAUCCCUUUGUACCACGGAUGGUUGGUGGAUCCCCAGGUUGCUGACAUAGUAAAAGCAGUUGGUAACUGCAGUUACAAUCAGCUCGUGGAGAAGAUAAUUUCUUGUAAGCAGUCUGACAACAGUGAACUGGUUAGUGAAGGAUUUGUAGCUGAGCAAUUCCUAAAUAAUACGGCUACACAGUUGACGUACCAUGGGCUGUGCGAGUUGACUUCAGCUGUCCAGGAGGGAGAGCUCUGCGUGUUCUUCAGGAACAACCAUUUUAGCACCAUGACCAAAUAUAAGGGUCAACUUUACCUGCUGGUAACAGACCAAGGUUUUCUUACAGAAGAGAAAGUUGUCUGGGAAAGCUUGCACAAUGUGGAUGGUGAUGGAAAUUUCUGUGACUCUGAGUUCCACCUACGGCCUCCUUCAGACCCUGAAACUGUCUACAGAGGGCAGCAGGAUCAAAUAGAUCAAGAUUAUCUGAUGGCUUUGUCUCUACAACAAGAGCAGCAAAAUCAAGAGAUUAACUGGGAACAGAUACCAGAAGGAAUCAGCGAUCUUGAGCUAGCAAAGAAGCUCCAAGAAGAGGAAGAUAGGCGAGCUUCUCAGUACUAUCAGGAACAAGAACAAGCAGCUGCUCAGGUCCAGCAGGUGCAAGGUGCUCCUUCUCCAGCAAGUGGAAGACAAUCUGGGAGCAAUGAACGCAAACGUAAGGAGCCUCGAGAGAAAGAGAGAGAAAAAGAGAAGAAUAGCUGUGUUCUCUUGUAACAGUAAAUGGACGACAGCAUGGAGCCAAGUGCAUGUCCUCAGAAGCAAAAACAAGGAGUAAAAAGGAAGACAAACCCGUUACAUGCCGCCUGUGCCUGAUUACCCCACGGAUUUUGUUCACGUUUCAGGAGAAGAUGGGUGACUUUGUUACAAUCAUAUAGACUUUCUUCAAAGUCAUAGUGUGUGCUGCUUGAGAUGGAAUUCCAACUCACAGUUGGAUGUGGCUGUGCUUUGAGUUAGUCAUAAGAAAUACUGCACCUUGUAGCUGAAAACACAAAUUAUGGCAAGUUUUGUGUCAUAGUGACAUCCAUUAUGUAUUACAUCAGUAAGCUAUUUUAUCUUCCACUCUAAACAAAGGAGGUAACUGGUUUUGUUUAAGACUUUUUUCUUAAAGUAUGUACACUAGCACAACAGAAUCUUGUGUUAUUUUCAUGGUAUGAAACUAUAUCUUAGGCUGGGUAUAGUCUUCAUGACAUAAGCGCCCAAAUAACAGGUGGGUGUUGCCUCCUCAGUGUGUCCAGAUAUCUUUGCUUCUGGAUCUAGUACGUUUGGUUUUUUGAACCCAGAUUUAUACUGUGUUAGUGCUGUUGUUGCAUCUCUUUGCCAGCUUUCUUGCCCCAAGAAUACAUGACUUGAUCACAUAAAAAAAAAAUUGUUAUUAAAAAAUGGGGCAUUUAUUAAUGAGCAAGAUUAAUAUUGUUUGUUUUUCUUGCAAUUACAAACUGGGUAUGACAACUCAGAUGUUAUCAGGGUUAAACAAGUAAUUUUAUAGGUCACUUCCUUUAAGUAUUUUUUUUCCUUUUGUAGGUAAACUGGACCAGAUAGGAACUUAUUUAUUGAUCUCUCCAUAUGUUUGGUAAACAGUGAGAGGGCACUAAGGUCCAUAAUAAUCCUUAUUUUGUCUAAGAAUGAAGAGUUAAAAUAACUAUCUAUCUGCCUUUUUUUCCAGAAGUACCUUGAACUUUAACAUGACAUUAACACGUUCACUUGUAUAGUUGAGCAAGUGUAAUGUAAUUAAAUACAUACUUUGUUUUCUAAAUCAUAUAUCCUUACAAAGCACACUUAAGAAGGGGUGAGAGAAAAGCUAGGCUAAUCUCUUGAGAUAGUUUGGAAAGACGGUCAGGUGUAAUAUUUUGUUUUAAAUAGCUAAUUUAGAAUUUUUGGAAACCAGGUUUUUCUAAUUUAUGGGAACCAAACAGAGAUGUUGCAUCUUCUAGUAUCUAUAGAAUACAGGAAUGGGAUGCUCACUGAAUUUUGAGGGGACCACAACUCCUCCUCCACUUACAUUAAGUCAAUAACAGUUAUCUUCUUGCUGAACCUUUUUGAUAAAAUUUGUAUUUCACAAUUUGUAGAUACUUUUGAAAACAGCUGCUUCUCCUGGACAAGCCAAUUGCUUGCAUGAGUCUGGGACAGCUGAAGUAGCUGGGUGGGAUAUGACAUCCCUGCUGUCAGGGGUUUGGAUAAUGUCUGAAAGAGAGAGGCUGUCUAAACACAAGUUGACAACAAAAGCUGCUUUAAAACUAUUUCAAGCAGAAGUGCUGAGAUGAUCCUAGAAUGAAAAUUAGAUGUGUAAAGGAAGAAUGUCUUAUUAAAUGAAGAGCCAGUUUUUACCACUUUUUUAUUCCAUGUUUUUUUUCUUUUCUGUUUUUCAAUUUUGUUAUAAUUUUUGUUUUAUAAAGAUGAAGUAAUGAAUGGUAGGUCUCUAAUAUGUAAAGUGUAAAUGUAAAAAAAAUUGUGUUCUCUGGUAAAGUCAUGCCCAGGAAAGUCAUUUUAACACAUAAUAUACACAGUUUAGAUAUAUUUCUACGUCAAAGCAAAGGUUGACCACUUCUUUUCCUUUGCAGCAGCCUAACUUAUUCAAACAAACUAGUGUGAUGGAGGAUCACCAACAUAAUGACUUGUCUACAUUAAGCAAAUUACAAAAUAUUUCAGUAGUGUCAAUAAUGAAGACUUAAAGGCAGAAUGUUGUUUAAAAACAUUCUGUUACUAAGAUUUUUUCCAAAUUUGUGUAUUUACAUUUAUUUAUUACCCUUGAAAAAUAAAUAUGUCAAGCUAAGUGUUUGUUAUCUUAUUAUUUUCAGUACAGUGUUGCCACUUUAAAUUCUGUAACAAAUUUGAUUUGAGCAGGCAUUGUGGCUGUCGUAGAUGCUUUUUGCCUGAAAUACUUGCUUGUAUUAGAAUAAUUCUUGUAGUAUUUCUAGUUUCAGACAGAUGUGCCUGAAGCCUUAUGUACUGUAGUGAUCACAGUGCCAUUUGGUCACAAUGAAAGAAAAGUUAAAUGUCAUCGUUCAUCACAAAGUAAGUCUAGACUCCCCAGUAAUUCCAUGUCUUUUUCAAUAAAAGAGUGAAGUUUUCAGGUUAUUUGAGAUGACAGGGAUGCUAUUCAAACAAUUUUCUGUUAAUAUACUGUUUUCUUUACAGGACUCAAGGCUUUGGAGAAAAGCUAAAGAACUCCUGAGAAUCUAGGGCAUCGUUCUGCAUGGGUUGAGUUUGCUAGUGGCAAAAGUUAUAAGUAAGGUGAGCUUGUUAACAUCCAAAACUAAGCAUCUGGAAGCUUAAUUAAUGCCUUACUGUGACUAACUACUUCAAAAGUAACUGUCACAGUUGGUAUACAAGACAAUAUGUGAUGAAUUAAAAACUGAACAGAACCUCUUUUAUCUGUAGUAGUGAACUUGGAAAGCAGUAUCACGAAGUAAGCAGGGAGCACCAGCAAAGAUGCUGUGUACUUCUGGCACUGUUUACUUCACUUAUGCUCUUUUUCAAAGCUUAUGUUCUGGCAAAAAGUUAUCCUUGACUUAGACUUAGACUUUAAAUUUGUUAUAGAAUUUAGCAUGUACACACUACAACUACCUACAAAAUGUAUAUGAAAAUGUCAUAAAAGUAGAGUAGAGCUUGUUUUCCACUAGAUAAAAGCUAGCACAGAAGAAUCAUAGAAUUCCUUCUUGUUAUGUUAUAGCUGUGUAAUAAAGCUCAGUACAAGUAUUGAAAUAAGCAAAAAGUUGAGCACUGCCAUAUGUUAAAUGUUGUUCUAAAAGGCACUUUAUAAAUUCUCAAAUCUACCACUUUUCUUAAGUGAUAUUAAUAUGUAAUCUGAGGCCCAACAAAGCAGAUCCAAAUGAAGAUUGUAACAUAAGAGAAAAUAACAUUCCUGAAAAUACACUUAGACACAAUGCAAAAAACAUGUUUUUGUAGCAAGCCAUCCACUUAAUACAAUGAAGAAUGCAUUCAGAUUGUCUUAACAGAGCUCUUCUUGUGCAUCACAGACAUGAGAAUUUAAAAGCAUAUGCUCUUCUGUAUAUACUUGCAUUGGAUUGAUAGUCAGUCUCUACACUUGAUAUUUCACAUCACUGUCAAAUAUUUCUUCAAAAUUAUAUACACAAGUUCUUGAAAAAAAUUUCCAGUUAUGUAAUAAAAGGUAAUUCAGCUUCUUGAAAUUGCAUCUUCUGGUGUAUUCAGCAGGAAGUACCACAGUAAAACGUGAAGCUGAUAUCUUGUAACUGAACCCUUUUUCCCUGCUACAUUAGACCUAUAACCCAAAGCUAACUCAUUGGCUUGAGCAAUUUUUUUUUUUACUGUCAGGAUGCUUACUGCAGUAGCUGAAAUUUAUACUGUAUAAAUCUUUAAAUACAACGUAAUGAAUCAAGAACUGUAUUUUAUAUAGAAACAGACUCUUAGAGGUUGUAGUCCUAAAGAGAUGACUCAACAAAUGCAGGUUAAUUGAUGCAGUGUCAUUGUUAGAAAGCAUAUUGCAGAAAAGCAAAAAUAACAGCCUUUAGUUUGGUUGAAGUGUAAUGCUCACAUUUCUCCAUCUAUCCUAUCAGACUUUGGUAACAAGAAAAAUCUGACGCUGAUAUGUGUUCACAUAGUCCAGUGACAACAAAUGUCAAUGCAAGAACUUAAAAUGUAUGCAUUUUGUUUUGUGCAGUUACUUUAUUUUCUGUUAAGCAUAUUCAGCACUAGACUGGUUGCAGUGUUAUGUUGAGGAGGAAGAUCUGGUGAGGUAAAUGACGCUCAUCCAAAUCCACCUACACAGAAAUCUCUUUGAUGUUAAUUUUCACUGUGUUUUUAUAUAGCUCCAUCUUGUUAACAGCUUAUUUUUGUAGUUGUCCAGUAGAAGAGCAAUGUAUUGAAGCUCAGUUACCACUUCCUAUGAAGAAGUGUGGUGGGGAAAUAGAGUGGAGUGACUAGAACAUAAAGAUCUCUGUGUCACAUCAUUUUCUUGAAACUGGGAAGGGAUUCAUCCCUAAUUUUGCUGUAGCAUAAUAAGUACCUGUAGUACAGCAUGUACUGGCCAAAUCUUCUCACUUAAGUGAUGACCAGCAUACUUGCUCCAUGUCUGUCCCAGUACAUCUCCUCUUCACUGUCAUAGUGUUUCUAGGCCAAGGCUAGCUGUUCAAACAGUCUGAUGACUCAAAAUUUUUAUUAAAUGUCUGUUGUCUACUGUUGAAUUUUGAUUUUUGUCAGAUCUGCCACUUUGAGCUCUCUCACCUGAAGAAUUACCUCUGGAGAACUUGCUUUAAGUUCUUUACUGCCUUUAACAUUACUGUUCUCGUUUAUACGAUUACUUUUGCUCUUGAAGGUUGCAAUGAACAAUUCAUUAUUUUCUGAGAAAUUGAAGUAUCUAGUUAGUUAUCUUUAGAAGUCAAAAUACCAUGUGUGCUUCUACAUGGCAGCAAAGAACAACUUUGAACAAAACGGUAGGCUUGGGAAAUGCACAGGGGGAAUGAUUCAGCUGAGCAACAGUACUCAAAAUUUUUUAGCUUAAAUAGUAUACUUAACAACAAACUAUUUUGUACCAAUAUGAAAAGGCACUGUCAGCGCUCAUGUCACUAGUUGAGUCACACAUUUAAGGAAGUAGGUGCUGAUGCUGUGGCUAACAGCCUUACUGAGGCCAAAAGUGAGUGAAAUUUGACUCUGCUACAAACACCAAGCCAAAUCGUGGUGCUGGGUGGGGGCAUAAAAACUUCACAAGUUUUAUAUUUAUUUCAAUUAAUUGAGAAUGUCCUUUCAAUUCAAGUCCUGUCCAGUUUAUGAAUUUCACAAUAUGCAUCACUUAAACAAGGGAAGUGAUGUACAAGUGAUGUGAGACAGUGCCUUUAGCUCACACAAACUGAGAUCUCCUGAGCAGAAUCCAGAGAGGUAGAGAUGAAGUAGCACUAACAAUACUGUAUUGCUACUGGAGACAGGACAAUAUGAGCUUCACCGUGCAAUGUGUCAAAUCCAAGUAUCUAACUGUCCUAAGUCCAUAUUGCAAUUCAUUAUUUGGACUGACUAUAGCAUGACUAUUUCAGCCCAUGCCAAAGGUGCACUUCUUUGCUGUGGAAAAAAAAUACACAAUUAGACGACUGCUUUCUUAAUAGGCUUUCAAAAGACCUUAAACUGUUCUUUUUGGAAUUUUUAGUCUUGGGAAAUUAAUAAAAAAAAACUUUGAGUAGGAAAUGUAAUGAGAUUUGACACUGUUUUUUCUUUUGUAGUACAGUUAUAGGGAAGAUAAUAUUGAGGGGGGGGAAAUGCAAUCAAAUUUAAUUUUGUAUGAGAAUGUUGUAUUUACUUAUAUAUGUUGCAGUCACCUUUUAGAACUGAUAAAUUGCUUCAUCAGUAACAAGCCUUUGCUCUAGAAAUAAAGUUAGGAACAGAUUUAUUUAUAAACAUGUGAUGCUGUUUUUUCAGCUUUAGUUUUCAUUGUAUGUUGCUAUAGUUAACAGUUCAAAACUACCUUACAGUGACUGAAUAUGUUUUUGGAUCCUUUCAACUUUGGGGGCAGUAUUUCAAUACUUCUAGCACUCCAAAUUUUUUGAUUGUCUCUCCAGUCCAACCUCCUACUGAAAUGAAUGAGGAAGAAACUGAAACAUGGCAUUUCAGUGUAGGCUUAAGCACACCAGUCAUGCAAUUCAUUACAAUUGGGAAAUCUUGGAGUAAACAAGAGUCUACUUUUUUAAGCGCGUCUACUGUCAAAUUGCCCUUUGUGUUUUUAGUAUGCAUAUUCAGUACUCUGGCUAUAUCUAAGAAAAGUUCAUUUUCUCCUCAGUAUUUUAGUGCCAAGGCAACAACUGUUCUCUUAAUUGUAGGUUGGUUUUUCAUCAUUAUUGUUUUAUUGCAGAUUAACUAUAGCCAAAAAGAUCUGUUUUAUGUUAAUUACUGCUUUUGUUUAUAGCUGGUUUUUGGUGGAGUCCUUUAGCUUCAAAGCAGAUUUUAUAUGAGGUGAAUAAAUAAAAUGUUCUGCUUUCUUUGUUUUCCUUUUUUUUUUUUUGCCAGUUACAGCUGUGGUAGGCUUUAAAAUGGAGUUCUAUUUACUACAGAAAAAGAAUAAUUACUGCUUUUGGAAAUAAAAUUUUUCUUUCACUUGCAAAAGUUUACUAGCUCGUUGUCUUAAAGUCUAUUACAGAUACAGUGAACCUGCCUGGGAAUUUUUGAACUACGUAUGAUUCAGCAAUUUGCAUUUUUAUCCUGACUAGUUGUAAUAAUUACAUAUUCAUUUUAUAUGCUCUAAUUACAGCAGUAUGUUUGCAUUUCUGGGUUUCUUACAUACUUCAACUUUGCACAUGUUCUUUAAAAACCUAUAAAAGAAUGAAAUGCUAGUGAAUUGUACAUUCUCUACUGUUGACUCUCUUACCAUGUUGUCUUGAUGUACGUUUUAACCAAGUAAUUCAAAGCCAGAAGUUACUUCAGAAAAGUGCUAGAUUUCCUUUCUGAAAUAGAUCCCUGUGUUCAAGCUGCUGUGCUUGUGUAGACCUACUGCAACUGUGCAAUUGCUUAGCUGUCUUAAAUCAGAAGUUUAGUUGCGAGCCCAAAGCUUAUUUGUAAUAUAAAUGGUCUGGUUUAACAGGAAAUAUACAGAAGCUACUAUAGGUUUACUAGAAAAGGGAAGUUUGAAGUUGUAAAUAUGUGUUUUACAAGUAUGACACAACUAAAUGCAUUCAUGCAGUAUCGUUUAUACCCAAGUAUGUGAUGGAAAACCUUUUCAUUUUGAUGCUACACCAUUACCCAGUAUUGCAAUGGUAUCACCUAUUGCCUGUUUUGUAUUUUCAAAGCCUUAAUUGUUUAUGUUAUAUUUAUUUUUUAGAGACUAUGAUAAGGAAUGGAUACUUUCCUUGUAAACUGUUAAUUUUGAACACUUAAAUCAUUUUUGGAAAAGUUUAAUUCUGUACUUAAUACCCUUUUUGUUUUGUACUACAAAAACAAUAUUGCUAAGUUACUUUUUAAAGAAUGUCUCUAAAGUUUAAAAUAUUUACCCUGUUGAGAUCUAUUUUGAUUAAUAGCCUUCUAAAAAUCAUCAUCUGUAAAUAAAUUUCAUUUAGGUAUUUAAA